AUGGGGCCGGAACCCGAGGAAGAGCUGGACGAUAUGGACAUUCACGAAGCACGUGCGCAGAAUGAUCUCCGUUUGAAGUCGAUCUUCGAAGGCAUUUUUGAAAAAUACGGCAAGGACUUUACCGACGUUGGCGACGAAAUUGAUUUGCAAACCGGAAAUAUAAUUGUGAACAAUGGCCACAUCCAGGCCAUGGAGGGUGAAGAUGAUACCGGGGAACAGAAUGGUUGGCUGUUCGAGACGGACUUUACUGCACCUUCAAAUCCCGAAGCGGAUAAUGUUGCGUUGGGCAGUUCUGCUCAUUCUCCUGAUGCAGAAGAAAUCGGAGGUGAUGCUGCAGGAGAUGACGGCGGCACGCAAUCGCAGCAUCCACCGGCGUCGAUGCCAUCGCAAACAGGGCUGGUCCGGGACCAGCCAUGGGACGCCAUUAUAGGCGAAGCAGCCAAUGACGACCCGGACACCAACGAUGAGGGGUCUAGUUCGGACUCGCUGCUGGAUACUGCAUUAUGCGUCCAGAAUAACCCGGGUGGCUCUCGGGGCCGAAAGGUGACGGCAGAUGCCACAGGGAAACCGGCCAUCGAAAAAGCAAACUCUGCGGCUGAAGCAUCCGCCCAAUCCAAGGAAGUCAAGUUCAGUGAGGCGGUGGAGGCGAUAUGGCGCGUUCCUGAAAUUAGCGGGGACUUUGCUACGCCUACAUGGAACAAGUCACGUCCUGCGCCUUCUUUCAAUACUGUGCGGUCUCAGUCUCCACCGGGAUCAAGAUCUAUCUGGGCACUUCCUUGGUCCUCUCGACGGGGCUCUGGACAAAAACGCGCAACGAAGCCUCAGAGGUCACCGCAGGGGAGGAAGCAUCAUUCCAGCCCCGUCGUGUGCGACUGGUCCUUUGCAGAGACGCCAGACGGAGACGAAUCCGACGAUCCGUUGCAGGAAGACUAUGAGCCCUCGCCGACGCCCAAACGGGGCAUGGAGAUCCGAGGAAAGCGCUCGGAAUCACACCCGCCAAGCCGUGCGAAGAACCGAUGCGCGUCUUGCCAGCAAUACUUUGUUCGUUCCGAUUACAUUUCCCAUCUGAAGGACAUUCUAUCCCAGGCCCCCGAUGGCCAACAUGAUCAGGCAGCCAUGCGGAAGCAUCUGGCCGCCGUAACCGACUCUCAUGAUUCAGAGAAGCGGGCAGCAGCGACCAGCACUUCCGCCCAAAAGAGUGGGGCUUCUUCUGAAAGUAUAACGAAUGUAUCGGCGGAGAACCCUCCAGGCGAUCCUGAUACGACGACGCCUACGAAGAAACGUGUUCGGACGUACAUUAGUCCAGAUGAAGCAAGGUUAAUUAUUGAGAUGAGGCAAGUACAGGGGAGAAAAUGGAACGAGAUUGUCGACCAACUUCCACACAAAAACUUGCCCCAACUCCUUAAUUGGAAUAAAACGCACUGGAGUGAACGCCGAGCGAACCCGCCUCCAUUGUCCAGACCGUGGACCAAACAGGAGCGGGAAGAGCUGACCAAAAUCAAAGACCAACACAACCUCUCGUGGGCCACCGUCCGUGCAAGACUUCCUGGACGCCCACUUGCGGAGAUCGAAUUUGAACUAUUGCAGCUCUGGAGUGGCGGAGCCGUUUAG
Molecule: messenger RNA, 1611 nt
Organism: Aspergillus niger
Lineage: Eukaryota; Fungi; Ascomycota; Eurotiomycetes; Eurotiales; Aspergillaceae
Exons: 1
Coding region: 1-1611 (536 amino acids)
Cellular component (GO): nucleus
Molecular function (GO): histone binding; protein heterodimerization activity
Source: RefSeq, a predicted model, not a curated record